AUGGACACUCAGAUCCAGCUAGUAUGGCCAAAGAAGGGACUUGCAACAACACCACCAUUGCAUUUGCUGCCAUGCAGAAUAGACCAUAAUGGAACAGCAAAAGUUGACUCGUACUUUAUUAUUACACCACCUGAAAAAUUGACGAGAACAGAUUCUGCUAUCGACUUGGAAGCUCCACGAGUUGAAGAUGAGACUAUAUAUGAAUCUGCAUUUCGCGGAAGAAAAUUACGUGGGCGUCGACUUUAUGUACCAGAUGAAUAUCAAGGAGUCAUGUUUCAAGAACAAGAAUCUACAACAGAUCUAGAUGCAUCUCGUGUUUGGAUGGCCUCAUCGUCAUUCGAGUCGAUGAUGGUGUGGAAUCAUGAUGAUGUUCCAAGUGCCAGCUCUGAAGGUGCAAUGAUGUCGUUGUGUUGGGCUGAAAUCGCUAACGUUUUGCAUUCUCAUGUUGAGCCAGUCAAGGAUGUCAAGACUGAUGUUACAUCUCAAUUGUCGAAGCGAGACGUGGUCAUUUGUGAUAAUGGAACCGGGUUUGUCAAAUGUGGUUUCUCAGGCACAAAUUUCCCAGAAUCCAUCUUCCCAGCUGUAGUCGGCAGACCCAUUCUCCGUGCAGAAGAAAAGAUUGGAGACACAGUCAUCAAAGAUAUCAUGGUCGGUGAUGAAGCUGCAGAGUUACGGUCCAUGCUACAAAUGUCCUACCCAAUGGAGAAUGGAAUUAUUCGAAACUGGGACGACAUGUAUCAUUUGUGGGAUUAUACCUUCUUUGAAAAGCUAAAGAUCAAGAAUCCCUCUGAACAUAAAAUACUACUGACCGAACCCGCCAUGAAUCCUAAAAAGAAUCGGGAAAAGAUGUGUGAAGUCAUGUUUGAGAAAUAUGGAUUUAAUGGAGUUUAUGUUGCAAUUCAGGCUGUCUUGACUCUAUACGCUCAAGGUUUGCAAACGGGAGUCGUGGUAGACUCUGGUGAUGGUGUCACGCACAUUGUCCCAGUUUAUGAAGGAUAUGCCAUGCCACAUCUUACACGACGUCUCGAUGUCGCUGGUCGUGAUAUCACCCGUUACCUCAUUAAACUCUUGUUACUACGAGGCUAUGCUUUCAACCGUACUGCUGACUUUGAAACGGUUCGACAACUCAAGGAGAAAGUCUGCUAUGUCGGAUAUGAUUUAGCAUUAGAGCAAAAGUUAGCCAAUGAGACAACAGUGUUGGUGGAAUCGUAUACGCUCCCUGACGGACGUGUCAUCAAAGUUGGCUCUGAACGCUUUGAAGCUCCUGAAGCCCUCUUCCAACCACAUCUAGUUGAUGUAGAAUCUGUCGGUGUUGCAGAACAACUAUACAAUGCCAUUCAAGCUGCUGAUAUUGACGUGCGUCCUGAAUUGUACAAACAUAUCGUUUUAUCUGGUGGUUCAUCCAUGUAUCCUGGCUUGCCAAGUCGUCUGGAAAAGGAAAUCAAACAGCUCUAUCUCACUAAGACCUUGAAGGGUGAUACAGCUCGUCUAGCGAAAUUCAAGAUUCGCGUCGAGGAUCCACCUCGUCGAAAGCACAUGGUAUUCUUGGGUGGUGCUGUGUUGGGAGAGAUCAUGAAGGGCAAGGAAUCCUUUUGGGUUACCAAACAAGAGUGGAAGGAACAGGAUGAAGUGCUUUACUUCUAUCUCGUCUUGAAACCACCGACAUCAAAGUUCAACAUGCUCGGAACACCAUCAAUCGCCGAGCUUGUAAAACACCUAGAUCUACGAAUUACUGCAACUCUUGGGAACAUUAAUGCUGCCUUCCCGCUAACAACAUAUCAGCCUGUAAACACUAAUCCGAUCAACCAACAAAUCGCAACGACACUCAAUCAAGAGUUAUCAUCGCCCUCAACACCUCGAUUUUCAGGAACAAGCCCAACAAGAAAUAGAACAGGAUCAAACGCUACUCUGGACGGCAGGCCUGCACCGUCGUUGCUUAAAUCGUCGUCUCAGAGACGGAUCUUGUUGAAAACUGGAUCACAUCCUGCUUUAGGACGAGCAUAUCAUGAUGGUAGUAAUGCUUCUCCUAGCUCUGCAAGUUCAGGACCACCACAAGCUAUGCCACCGUCUCCGUUGCGGCAGGGUACUGCGAUGAGUAUCGCUGAGGAACGACCCGUGAUGGAGGAAGUUGUGUUUUCGUAUACGUACAAUCCGAGAGUCCCUGGUCAGGAACCGCAGAUGCUGCCUAGUGGUGUUUGUGUUUUUCCUUUGAGAGCUGCUAUAGACGUGUCGAAAGUAAAAGGAAACAACAAGUUAGAAAUGUCGCACUUAAUUUUAAAUGUCACCGUCUUGCAAAGGCCUCAGAACCAAAUUGUACAAAUUAACACGCCCGAGACGGAUUUCGUUGAUUCCGAGGAGAUUGAAUCUGUCAAUCUGUUGGAAGGACUUAUCGAUGAUCCUGUAUUCAAUCCGCAAAAUCUCCCAACUCAUCGACUACCAAACCAGAUUCAUAGACCUUUGUUCAAGGCGACACCUGCUCAUAGCAGAACCAUACGUAAAGUGAUUCCAACUCAAAUACCGUUGUCAGUUGGUGUCAACACCCACAGUGCAUCUCCGUCAAACAUUCUACUAUGGAUAUCCAUAGAGAGCAAUUCAUCAGAACCGAUUGCUUUUGACAUUAUUUCUGUCAAGCUGGAAGUGUCUAAUGCUCUUGUUAAGGAAGUUGGAUUAAACAAACAGGAGCAGAUACUGACUCUAGACCCAUACGACCAACUGAAUCUUGUAUACUCCAUAACGUUGCUGGACACUUACCCACCUUUGUCUUGCACUUCAACGUCGCCGUCAGCGGAAGAAAGACACGUGUCGAGAAGCUCGUCCAUGAGCUCUUUUCUCGAAAGUACAGAACGACGACUUGUAACUGUAUCUGUGGAUGCUAGACCUAAAGUGCUAGGCCUCGGUCAACAGAUUUUGAAUUCAAGAUGGUUUACAUAUCUGGAUUUGGUUGACCCGAAAUCCAAUAUUCGACAAGGACCUUUAGUGCACAAUUGGCGCAAGUUGGAAGUGCCAGGUAGAAGGCAAACUUUCCAUGAAGGCGAUACGCAGGACUCUCCUGAUGCUGGAGACGGUAUAUCGGUUUCAUUCUCGUUGGUUACACCUGCCAGGUUACGUAAAGUGUUUUCUGUACAGUGUUGCAUUGUCAACCGGUCUCAAAAACUUCGACAUUUGAGUUUGGUGGUACCAACUGAGAAUCGACCAUUCUCGUGGCACGGCAUAGAUCAAGCUGAAUUUUUAGCUAGUGCGCCCAUUCAUUUGUCGGAUGAAGAAGCACUGCGGAGGUAUCUUAUGACUGCUAAACGUGAUGCUCUUGUCUGUCUUGACAAUCAAACGCGUCUGAUGCCAAUGGCUCCUAUGAAUGUGCAGAACGUCAAUUUGCACUUUAUUGCAUUGAAGGGAGGCAUCUAUUCUAUUAAUACGGUUGAAUUGGUGGACCAUGAUUUGAAAGUCAUGACCGCUUUACGUGAUGUAUUGCAUGUGCUCAUUACUAAUUAA
Messenger RNA from Synchytrium microbalum, 3489 nucleotides. RefSeq lists its product as uncharacterized. The record is from RefSeq and is a predicted model, not a curated record. Bases 1 to 3489 code for a protein of 1162 amino acids. NCBI's taxonomy places the organism in Eukaryota, Fungi, Chytridiomycota, Chytridiomycetes, Synchytriales, Synchytriaceae. Gene Ontology annotation, biological process: Arp2/3 complex-mediated actin nucleation; intra-Golgi vesicle-mediated transport; RNA catabolic process. Gene Ontology annotation, cellular component: actin cortical patch; TRAPPII protein complex; ribonuclease H2 complex. Gene Ontology annotation, molecular function: actin filament binding. The transcript is spliced from 20 exons.